CUUAACAUUAAUAUGUAAAUGCCAGGGAAUCUUGAAGUCUGCUCGGAAGUACCUGCCGUCCGGACGAAUAAUAUUUUGGGCCAAUCAUCGCCUUAGCCUUACGGCAUCGUCCUUCUCAUUAGGCAGGAAAGGGCAAGCUAAGACACCCGCAUUACAUAGAAUCUGAUACACCUGCACCUGCGUGGCUAUUUCCUACAUGUAAUACCCACGUGGAAGUACUUGCCUGUCCUAUAUCCGACUGCAGGUGCCGUCCAAUGCUUACCGUACAUUGGACACCUACCUAACCUACCUAAGGUUAGGUAGCUUCUCAACCAACUCACCGGUCUUGCUAACCCUCCUGAUUCACACUUGUCUACCUAACCUAAUAUUCAAAACCUCUUAUCUGCUAUUCAUUAUCAUUUCCGAUCCCGAUUCAAAGGAAUAGACAGACAAUCCAAACCCAAGAUGCUUAACUAAAAUUUUCCGAUUAUAUACGAAUAUAGUACACCAAUGGACGGCCAGCUCUAAGUCUUGUAAGCUCUCCCUUAGAGCUUCAUAGACGCCCUGCUACUUUGAAUCUGGCAAAUUAAAGGAUUAGACGAGCCAUGGCUGAAUCGUCACCGCUGAAAGCUACCCCCAAACGCAAACGCGACGAUGUGCUCAACGAGCAGCGCGUUUUCAACUCUUCUCCUUAUACUUAUAGUCUGCAUAAGACCACCUUCUCUUUCCAAGCUCCGACCCUGAAACCAGUGGAGAAUACUCGAAACGAUGCCCCUGAAGAUGGUAACAGUAGUCCUCGAAGUAAGGUUGCUCAGAAGUUCCAAGAACUGGCUCUUGGAAGUGGGGGCGGGGUAAUUGAUACCGACAGGGUCGAUGGCACUGGUUUUAUGGAAACGAGGACGGGAACGGGAUCAGACGAGGCUAGUCCCCAAUUUACAAUUGAUAGCCCAAGGUUUUCGCCAGAGCUCACCGUCUUCGAUUUUGAUGGAGGUAUCAGAAGUAGCACGUCUGUCGAAGACAUGCAGCUUGACGAUGGCGAUACUGCAUCGCGUAAGCGUGUCAAGUUGCCCGACAUCGCCGAACUACAAAAUUCUCCUGAGGUCGUGUUGGGGGGAGAAGUAGACGUAACGAAUUCCGACUUUACCCAGCCUACUGAGUCCCCUCGAUUCACUUUACAGACAGCCGUGGAUCCUGCUAUUUUGAGGACAGAAAAGACCGAAGGUUCAGGCCGCUUGCAGAAGUCGUAUCCGUCCAUCAACCGAUUGUCGGAAUCUAAGUCGCGUAUUCGAAAACGAUCGGGCACCCCGCCCUUAGCAAAGCGUAAGACGGCAGAAGCCUUGGCCGAGGAGGAUCCUAUCAUCGUUGAUCCCAUUCGUGCCGCGCUUACGUGGCAUGAGGAUGAAAUUACUAUCUAUGACCCCGAGGAUAAAGACGAUGACGGUACUGGUAUCAACGGUAUCGGCUUCAGACCAACUCCUGCUUUGGCAUACGCGCGGGCGCAGAAACGAAGACAGCAGCUGGCCGAUUAUAGAAAACGCGAGGAGAGCGAAGCUAGAGCGAAGAGAAGUCAACGUCGUCGACAACGGAUUGGCAAUGUCGCGGAAUUGGAGAGAAAACAUUCCAUGGCACGAGUGCGUUUCUCGGAUGCAGAGCCGACUACUGUGGUCACGACUUGAUGUCAGCAGCAUACGUCCUCUGCCACUUGAAUUUCAAUGCAAUAAUUCUGGACUUGGGGCGUUAAGUGGAUAUAACCGGCAAUGGUUUGAUUAAUAGGGCGUUGAAUAGCUCUGGCGCAGAUAUAUAGCCUUAGAUGGCCGACAUGAUGGCAAGGCUGCCUUUAUCUAUUUGAAACCUAUUCGACUUUCUUUAUCCUUUUGCAAAAUAACCUAAAACUACAUGGCUUCGAAUUCGGUAUCGCUAUAAGUCACACCAACAGAGCCAUGGAAGACUGUCGAAAGCGUCAAUGUUGAUAUGUGAUUUAUGGGUUUCGAAGGAUAGCAUUUUCGCUGUAAUAUCUGCAGGUCGACUGAGAUCACCAAAAUUUACACCAGCUUUUCUUUGUAGCAGCAUCUUGCCUUGCUUUUUCUGCUUCCAAUCUUAACCUUGCAACUUCUUCAGCUUGUGCCUUUUUCUCGGCUUGCUUCUUGUCCAUUACUUCAACUAUGCGCGCCAUGGCCAUGCGCUCGUUCGCUCGUUGCGCACGACAGUAUUCCCAUUGAAUUAUGGAGCCCAAGAAAAAUACACCAAAAGCCCAGUUUGUUGCUUUUGGUACCGUCCCUGGAG
This is a messenger RNA of Daldinia decipiens, 2262 nucleotides long. RefSeq lists its product as uncharacterized. Lineage: Eukaryota; Fungi; Ascomycota; Sordariomycetes; Xylariales; Hypoxylaceae. The record is from RefSeq and is a predicted model, not a curated record. Bases 585 to 1655 code for a protein of 356 amino acids. The transcript is spliced from 2 exons.